Messenger RNA from Zingiber officinale, 495 nucleotides. RefSeq names its product RING-H2 finger protein ATL39-like. Lineage: Eukaryota; Viridiplantae; Streptophyta; Magnoliopsida; Zingiberales; Zingiberaceae. The transcript has 2 exons. Gene Ontology annotation, molecular function: zinc ion binding; ubiquitin protein ligase activity. The record is from RefSeq and is a predicted model, not a curated record. Gene Ontology annotation, biological process: protein ubiquitination. Bases 1 to 495 code for a protein of 164 amino acids. Gene Ontology annotation, cellular component: cytoplasm.
AUGGACGACUCUCCGACGCACAGGAGCGGCGCCGAUGACGGCGGUGUGUCGUCCGUGGAGAUUCCGGCGUGGGAAGCCGACUCAGGUGGCGUUGACCUCCGCAUCGAGGGGCAGGUGGCGAUAAGGCGCUGCCGUGCGUCGGGCGGCGCGCGGCCCCAAUUGACCUGCCACUUCUCACGCCUCGUGGCUCCUAAUUCUGAGGACGCCCAUUUCACUGGCCGCCGUGUUCGGAGACGACGUUGGCAUGGGGACGGAUCGGAGUCCGGUGGAGGGCCCUGCAGGUCGGCGUCCGCAACGGCCGUGGAGGCUCUCCAGACGGUGACCCCGGAAGGGCCAGGCUUGUGCUCGAUCUGCCUAAAUGACUUCGAUGCGGCGAUUCAACUUCUGGCGAUGCCUUGCCGCCAUCGAUUUCAUGAGGUGUGCUUGAAGGAGUGGCUGGCGCGGAGCAAUUCUUGCCCUGUCUGCAGGUUUCCUCUCCCUGUUGGCGCAGAGUAG